Dinoponera quadriceps is the source of this 5622-nucleotide messenger RNA. RefSeq names its product leucine-rich repeat protein soc-2 homolog (gene Sur-8). Gene Ontology annotation, molecular function: protein binding. Lineage: Eukaryota; Metazoa; Arthropoda; Insecta; Hymenoptera; Formicidae. The record is from RefSeq and is a predicted model, not a curated record. The transcript has a single exon. The coding region runs from base 567 to 2351 and encodes 594 amino acids.
GCUUGCGCCGUGCGCGCGUACCGCGGUACCACCGGGGCGCACAGCGUCAAUAAUAUCAAUACCGUUCGUGGUGGUGGCGGUCGCCUUUGCGAACUUUAUCGUUUUUGUGAGCGCGCGUCGCGUAUACAACGGCGCAACUACACGUACUACGAUGCCGUGAUCGGCGACGCGGUGAGAAGGACGCGGCGGUUUCUUCUUAAAGUGCAACGUUUUCACGGUGCGUGAGAGAGACCUUACCACGACGACGCAAUCUUAUACGGGCGGGGCGGGCGAACGAACGAACGUACGAACGAACGAACUUUCGCCUUCUCUCUUUCUCUCUCUCGCUCGCUUGCUAGCUCUCUCUCUCUCUUUUUUCUAUGUAUAACUCUUUGUUGCGUACAUGUGUGCGUAUGCUGCGUGCUCAGUGAACGCUGCGGGGGGGGACGACGACGAGUUUGAGUUAUAAAAAAAAAGUGCAAGUACUGGACGCGGGCGUGGGUAACAUAUCGACGGUGUGUUUGUCGAGCGCAAAACGCAACCGCGUAACGAGCCGUGGGGGGAACGACAGCCUGCCGAGCUUUUACAUGAAGGAGCAGGACAUACCCGAGUAUCUGGAGGGUUGUGGCCUGACCACCUGCACGACCGCCGAUAUGCCCGAGGAGCUGGACAUGCUGCGCGACAACAAAGAACAGUCAGGCAACAAGGAGAGGAAGCUGCUGGUCACCUCCAUCUGCGGCAGCGGCGGUGGAGGUGCUGGAAGCGGCGGAGGCGGAGGAGGCGGCGGCAGUGGUAGUACCGACAUCAAGAAGAUCGUGACCGUGAAGCAUCCGGAGUCGAACAAGCCGAAGCCGACGACGAAGAAGGGCAAGCCGAUUCAGGCCGACCUGGACGUGGCGAAGGCGUUCGUCCGUUGCCGGGACGAAUGCAUGAGGCGGCUGGAUCUCAGCAAGGCGAGCAUCACGAAUCUACCGAGCUCCGUGCGGGAGCUCACUCACCUGACCGAGUUCUACCUGUACGGCAACAAGCUGGCGAGCCUGCCGCCGGAAAUCGGCUGCCUGGCCAAUCUGGAGACCCUGGCGCUGAACGAGAACUCACUGACCAGCCUGCCGAACACCCUGGAGAACCUCAAGUCCCUGCGCGUGCUGGAUCUCAGGCACAACAAGAUGAACGAGAUUCCGGACGUGGUGUACAAACUGACGUCGCUCACCACACUCUAUAUGCGCUUCAAUCGGGUGAGAUACGUCAGCGACAACAUUCGCAACCUGACGAAUCUGACGAUGCUGAGCCUGCGGGAGAACAAGAUCAAGGAGCUGCCGGCCGGCAUCGGGGAUCUCGUGAAUCUGCUCACCUUCGACGUCUCUCACAAUCACCUGGAGCAUCUGCCCGAGGAGAUCGGCAAGUGCGUGCAGCUGUCGUCGUUGGAUCUCCAGCACAACGACCUCCUGGACAUACCCGACACGAUCGGCAACCUCGUGUCGUUGACGCGGCUCGGUCUCCGUUACAACGGGCUGUCGUGUAUCCCGAAGUCGCUGGCCAACUGCAAGAUGAUGGACGAGUUCAGCGUGGAGAGCAAUCACGUGUCGCACCUGCCGGACGGUCUGCUCUCCAGCCUGUCGAAUCUGACGACGAUCACCCUCUCCAGGAACAACUUCACCGCGUAUCCGUCGGGCGGUCCGUCGCAAUUCACCAACGUCUACUCCAUCAACAUGGAGCAGAAUCAGAUCGACAAGAUACCCUACGGGAUCUUCUCCCGCGCGAAGAACCUCACGAAGCUGAACAUGAAGGAGAAUCAGCUGACGGCGCUGCCGCUGGACAUCGGCACCUGGCACAACAUGGUCGAGCUGAAUCUCGGCUCGAAUCAGCUCAGCAAGAUCCCGGACGACAUCCAGUGCCUGCAGAACCUCGAGGUGCUGAUCCUGUCGAACAAUCUGCUGAAGCGGGUGCCGCCGAGCGUGGGUAACUUGCGCAAGCUGCGCUUACUGGACCUCGAGGAGAACAAGAUCGACGCGCUGCCGAGCGAAAUCGGUUUCCUGCGUGAACUCCAGCAGUUGGUGCUGCAGUCGAAUCAGCUGACCGCCCUGCCGCGCACGAUCGGACACCUGACGAAUCUCACAUUCCUCAGCGUCGGCGAGAACAAUCUCAACUACCUGCCGGACGAGAUCGGCACGUUGGACAAUUUGCAGGCCCUCCACAUUAACGACAACCCGAACCUGCUCAACCUGCCGUUCGAGCUCGCGCUCUGCUCGAAGCUCAUCAUAAUGUCGAUCGACAAUUGCCCGCUCUCGCAGAUACCGCCCGACGUGGUCGCCGAGGGCCCGUCCACCGUGAUACACUUCCUCAAGCUGCAGGGCCCCUACCGGGCGAUGUAAUCGUCGCCUCCGAGCCGAUGCCCACGUCUUUAUCCGAAUACGCCAAUGUCACCACGGAUGUCGAUUCUUAAUACCGUGACGGAGAGGGAAGGAGGGAGAGUGAGAGUGGCCGGGAACUGUUGAAUAACCACGCGCGAGAAGAGGUAUAUCUUCCGUACCGGGAUUGAAAAUCUUUGCCGACUUAAAUUUUCGCCCUGAUGAUGAUCUCACUCUUCGCGAGAAACGCGUGAAAACGCGCGCUGUACAAAACAAUUUAGAUUGCUUCCCCGCUUAGACGAGGGGCGGGGAAGGCGCACGUUCUCUCGGUGCGAAAGACGGAAUAAUAUGUGUAAUAUGCACAUACACACACACACAUGCGCAUAUAAAUAUGUAAACAUGAAAUUGGUGCUGAAUCGGAUAUUUUUCUUGCGGACAGAGAAAGAUACGAGUUUUGUGCAAUUUAUAAGAUAUUUUAGAUAUCUCACGCGCGUUUGAUAUCUCAUGUCAGUGACAUGUAACUUCAGCAACAUAAAAUUACAGAAGAAGCCGAUAUAUAAACUAUAUUUAUACGACUGUAUGUUUGUAAUUCUUGGUUCAUGUUGUGUAUUUGUGUACUUUGUUAAGGUUACGGCCGAUGUCGCCGAUGAUACUCGAACGUGUUGUGCCGGAAAUAUGUGUACGUUAUACAUAGCAUAUUUUUUGCGUAACGCAAUAAAGUAAGACGGAUUUUUCUUCCAUCGAAACGCGCGAAAACUCGAAAUUGUGCGCGAAUGCGCCGAAAGAUUCGCGCGUUGAACAUUUUCAAACGACUAUUACGUCUUUCUCCAUUUUCGUUGUGUCGAAGCAUUCGGUAUACGAAAGGAAAAUAGAUUUCUCUCGGCAUUACUGUGAGUUUGAAGGGAUUGUGAGAUAAAUCCUCACAUCGCUUUAUAUACAAAAUAAAGAUAUAUAUGCGGAAUAAAUUUUAUCGAUAUAACUGUAAUUCAAUAUCGUAAGAAAUAUCUUAAUGCGUCCUGCGAAUUGAUUCCUCGAGUUUAGUGAAACUAAAUUCGAGGUAGAUUCCGCGGGGAAAAAAGAUUUCGAUCUAUUUGGCGAAAUAAAACGCCAAUUGAAGAGCUGACGAAUUUUUUAAGCUAUAAUUAAGUUAUAAUUCCUUUACGAUAGACGAGAAAAUCACGUGGACGUGGAGCCCGCAUCCGUUUUGCGAAGGAACAUGAUAAACGUCCCAUCUACUCUGUGCAUACAUAUAAGUACAAACAAUCAAUACGAUAGAGAUACGAGGAUCUUUAAACGUAGUAACGAUUACAAAGAAAAAGAGAAAAAACACAUUAAGAAUCGGCAUCGAUGAUAUUGUUCCAUUGUAUUGUAUUGAUAAAAUGUUGAAACGUACUUCGUAUAUAAGCGAGAGAGAAGAAAGAGAUGAUAUUUUACUAAAGCGUUAAGUCGUGAAUUUGUGAAUAUACGCGAAAAUACGCAAAACAAACAUGUUGAUGCGCAUAAGUUCCCGUUUUACGGAUAUUAUACACACACAGUUAUAUAUAUAUAUAUAUGGGUUUUAUUUUGUUUUUUUUUUAUUUGUUCGUCGAUGUGUGUAUAUGUCACUUUACGAGACGAAAUACACCGUUGUCGAUCUGUAGAGACGUUCCACGGAAAGUUACUCUUCUAAAACAUUUCAACUGUAGCCGUUUAUCUAAUUCAGCGGACUGUAUUCUGAGGCUCGAACUUCCACGCCGGUAUUAACGUCGUUUCCAUUUCUUAUGCCGACAAAUCUAAACCGCCGCAAAACAAGCUAUAUAUAUAUAUAUAUAUGUAUGUAUAUAUAUAUAUAUAUAUACACACUACACUUAAUAUAUUUGUGAAAGUAAGAAUUAUCCAGAAGCAGAAGAUAAUCUAUGCACGAGAUAACGCUGUGUACGCCCGCACGAUAUCACGUUAAAUUUAGAUUUACUUUCAUUACGUAAUUUGCUAUAAUUAGCGACGAUUGUGUGCAAUUAUUCCUACGAGAUAGCACGGAAUAUCACGGAUAAUCGCACAACUUCGUUUAACCCAUAUUUCGUUUCUUUGUUCCUAUAUAGGAACAACAAAUUUUGCCUGUUUUCAAAAAUUGUUUCAUCUAUGAUAAAGAUAGAUUAUCUACUUAUUCUAGUUCAAAUCUUGUUACUGAAAUAUAGUUCGGACUUUUGUUUUUCAGAAAAUAAUUUCUCACUUGACCGGCAUUCAUCGCCUUUCCGACGGUAGGGUGAGGGUGAAAAAUAACUUUGCAAAACACUUUUUCAAUUUAUUCCUCCAACUUUUCAAUCGAUUAAUUGAAAAGGUAAAAAAAUUGAAAGAAACAAUGACGAGGUGUCAUUACCAAAAUUUUAUAAAAUUCUCCAGAAAGAAAAUGACGCGAACCUUUCUGCUGUUUUUUGUCUGACGUAACGAUAUAUAUAUAUCUUUCAUAGUUACGAUGAGAUUAAAACAAUGAAGCCAUUGUACUGUCUUGCGCUUUCAUUAGAUCAUAAAGGUUCGCUGCCAAAUGUAAACAUAAAGGAGAAAACAAAUUGAAGAAACAAAGAACGAAAUAUUGAGCUCUCUUGAGAUUAUAUUUUGCUAAGUUUCAUAGAGCGAUCCCCCCCUUCUCUCUCUCUCUCUCUCUCUCUCUCUCUCUCUCUCUCUCUUUUCUUUUUUCCCCUUUCUUAACUUUCUCUCAUAUCAACGUUGUUCUGCUCUUGACUAUGCACAAAGAAAUAGUGCCAAUAUAACUGUAAAAAGUUAUAUGUAUUAUAUAUGCAUAUAUGUAUAUCUUUAUGGGGAUAUUUGUAUGCACGUUUACAUAUACAUUACAGAAUAUGUGGAUAAGUAUUAUAUAUCGUACACACACAUACAUACACAGGCUCGUAUUUAACAUUAAUGCGCCUGUAAACACACAGAUCCUUAAUUCUUCUAGAAUCUUUGUAGCUUGUCGAUUUCCUCGUUUUACAUUAGCCUCUUCGUUUUUAUGUAUAUAUAUACGUAUGUAUUAAUAUAGCGUAGUUGUAUGUAUUAUUAUGUUACAUCGUCAUGAUUUUUGCGAAUGAAAUGCUGAGCCGAUUUGUUCUCGUGUUCGCGGUGGUUUUGCAGCGGUUUAUUAAAAAGUCGAGUCAAAUUAUCCGCUUAAUGCUGAACGUGGCUGUCUCUGAUUGAAUUAAAUUCAAUGGAAAUAAUGAUAAUGUAUGUAAGAAUUAGAAUAAGGCGGUAAGAUGAUAAUGAUUGUAUAAGAGAGGUGGUACAAUUAAUUUAAUUGAAAAUUAAUACAUAAAUUUGUUCGAGA